AACCACCAACUCUUGCUGGCAACACCACCGCCGCAGCCAUGACUGGGCGGAAGCGGUCGCGCCAUCAGGCCUAUGUCGAAGACGAAGAUGGAAUCGAGGUGGAGAGCGCAAGCUCGUCAUUUCGCCACAACAACGCGAACCACAAGCGAACAAAAGUCGCGAUGGCACAGGCAGUGGGCGGAGCAGUCUUGUCUGACGAGGAAGCCGACUAUGUUGACGAAUUCCUCAUGGACGAUGUCGAACAACCGGGGGACGACUAUUCCGAGCUCGAUUACACAGUGCGUCAGAACUCGAGCGACGAUGAGCAGGAAGACGAUGAGGUGGACGAGAUCAAGGCAACGCAGUUCGUAGAAAGAAGGCUUAGGGAGCAUAGAAACAACGUGGCUGCUGACUCUGGUGUCAUCGAGAGUGUCUACAUGCGCAACUUCAUGUGCCAUACUAACUUGAUAAUUAAACUUGGACCCCUGAUAAACUUCAUCAUCGGCCACAAUGGAAGUGGCAAGAGUGCCGUCUUGACUGCUUUGCAGAUCAGUUUGGGCAACAGGGCUUCCGGCACAAAUCGUGCCAAGACGCUCAAGGAGAUGAUCAGGACCGGCUGCGACAGUGGGAUGGUGGGCGUGAAGAUCAAGAACGAAGGCGAGAAUGCCUACAAACACGACCUGUACGGCGACAUACUUACUGUAGAACGCCAUUUUACAAAGAGCGGCUCAAGUGCUUUCAAGCUCAAGAGCACAGACGGCAGAAUCAUCACUACCAAGAAAGGAGACUUGGACGAUGUCCUUGACCACUUUGCACUCCAAAUGGAUAAUCCAAUCAACGUUCUUACGCAGGAUCUCUCGCGUCAAUUCCUAGCGAACAGCACUCCAGCUGAGAAGUACCGCUUUUUCAUCAAAGGCACACAGCUGGAGACCCUUGAUAGCGACUACAACCUCCUCGAAGAGCAUCUGGACGGCACGGAAGCUCAACUACAAACGCGCGAAGAAAUGAUUGCGGAGCUGCGGCGAAAGGAGACUGAAGCACGGGACAGGGUAAAACGUGCUGAAAGGACUCGAGGUCUGGAAGAGCGGUUUCGCCACAUUUCUCGGCAGCACGCGUGGGCACAAGUUGAGCAGCAAGAAGAAAUCCUUGCAUACUAUCAAAGGGAUGUGCUAGAUGCUGCAGGAGAGGUACAAGACAAAGAGCGAAUUGGCGAGGAGGCCAGCGCCAGAUUUGAGGCAGAGGAUAUUGGAGUCGAGGCCGCGAAGCGUGGUGCUGAGAGCCACCGAGAGAACCUGGCACCGCUCGCCCAGGCGUGCGAGGACGCGAAAGAGAAGUUCCAGGAGAAUAAAAGGGCCCUUGUGAACCACGUGACGGAGGAGCGUACUAUCAAAACAAGCAUGAAGGCGCACAAGAAGACCGUCACACGCCUAGAAUCAGAAGUCCAAGAAGAGCGGCAAAGGCUGGCCAAUAGGCACGGCGAAGCGCACAUGGAACGCGAAAGACGGCACAGUGAGCUGAAGAAGCAGGCAGGCGAAGCCAAAGCAGCUUUUGACGAACAUCGCAAGGAGUACCCAGAUCUCGAAAAGGCUGUCAAAGACGCCCAACAGCGGCUCCAGGAGGCUGCGCAGCCCCUCGAUGCAGCGAGGAACGAUGUCAACGAUGCUCGUGCAGCGCUCAAUCGUGUUUCUAAUCAGCAGGGCCGUAAAUACGCACCGUAUCACCCCAAAAUGGAAGAUCUGUGUAACGCAAUUGCGCGAGAGACACGAUUCCGGGCGAAACCGGUGGGACCCAUGGGCGUACAUGUGCAAUUACUAAAACCAGAGUGGAGCUCGCUCGUCGAGGUCACGUUCGGCAACAGCCUCGACUCAUUCGUCGUUACGAGCAAAUAUGAUCAGAACAUCCUACAGUCAUUGUCCGGCAGAAUAGGCUGUCCUGCAAAUGCAAUCAUCGUAUCCCCUGGUGCGUUCAGCACCGCUGGCAAGGAACCUGAAGACGAAAACGUGGACACAAUUCUUCGUGUGCUUCGCAUCGACAAUCCACUUGUGAAGCAGGCUCUCGUGAUCAACCAUAGCGCUGAGCAGACUGUCCUGAUUCAGGAUAUCGCGGAAGGGAAAGCCUACAUGUAUGGCAGCGGACGGCGUAAGAAUGUCAGGGCCGUGCUGACUAUUGCAAAAACGCGAGGUGAGGGUCAGCGAUGGGAAUGGAGUCGCGGCGGUGGUGAGAAGUCUUCGGGAGUGAGGAAGCUGCAACGUGCCCCCAGAAUGAAGGCCGAUCGAGAGCAAGAAAUUCAAGCUCGCCAAAAAGAUGUCCAAAGCGCGCAGCGUGCUGUGGACUUGGCUGAGCAGACUCACCAAGCUACUCGGCGUGCCCAUGAGCAGGCAAAGCAAGCAGUGGUAGCGCACAAGCGCGAAGGCAGUCGGCUGAAAGUUGCGCAUCAGCAGGCGGAUGAUGCUGUAGUGGAGAUUCAGAACGAAAUUGAUGCGAACCGUCCGCAAGAUGGUAAACUGCAAGAACUCGAGGCCCAGCUCCAAGAGGCUCAGGCUGAGCACGAAGCGGCCAAGGCUUCCCUCCAAGAUGCAAUGGAUGCCAAGAUUGAGUUGGACGAGAAGGCGCAGACGCUGAAGCAGACUAUGGAUCAGGCUCAGAGUGAGGUAGAUAAAGUGCAAGCCCUCCUGGACGAAGCCGAAAAGCAAAUUGAAGAACGCAAGGAGGACCGGAAAGAAGCUCUUUUUGCGAAGAAUGCUGCUCUGAACAACAUUAUGAAAAUCAAGGAGCAGCACGAACGGCUCCAGAAAAAGGUCACGACGCAGGAGCAGCAAGUUGAAUCGUUUUCAGGCCUAGCGCUCCAGAUCAGCGAGCGUGUCCGUGUCGAGGAAGGUCAGACGCCCGAUAUGCUCGACCAGCUCUUGGACAGGUUGAGGGAGGAUAUUAAAAGGGCGACAGAACAGCAGGGUGGUACCAAGGAACAGCUGGUUACUGCGCAUAAAGAAGCUCAACUUCGUCUGGAAGAAGCUAAUAACGAGACCAAGGGAAUGAAACAAACCGUUGCGACACUCAAGUCGACGCUGACGGAGCGUCGUCGGCGUUGGGGACUCUUCCGCAAAUACAUUUCUAUGCGAACCCGGAUUCAAUUCAACUACCUGCUCAGCGAGCGCAGCUUCCGCGGUCGUGUCCUUCUCGACCAUGCCGACAAGAAACUGGACAUCCACGUGGAGCCUGAUAUGACGAAAGCGUCCGACUCGGGUCGGCAAGCGAAGACGCUCAGUGGUGGCGAGAAGUCGUUUUCGACGAUUUGUCUGCUGCUCAGUAUCUGGGAAGCCAUGGGAUCUCCCAUUCGAUGCUUGGACGAGUUCGACGUGUACAUGGAUAGCGUCAAUCGCGCGCAGAGUAUGAGACUCAUGAUCCAGACUGCUCGGCGUUCAGUGGGACGACAAUUCAUCCUGAUUACUCCACAGAGUAUGAAUAGCGUGGAUUUGGGCGAUGAUGUACACGUUCACAAAAUGGCUGAUCCCGAGCGUCAGACGAGACUCCUCGAAUUUGGCGCGGCUUCUGGAGUGUGAGGUUGCUGCAUGAAGUCAGCCUUUCUCUCUCUCUUCGUUUUGCAUAUUACGAUACCACUUGUUGGCCACGACUAUGAUACCACCACCACCACCACCAUGAACAUAUAUCAUCCUAUUGUCUCUGAUUAUGGCGUAUAGGCCAUAGCGCUUACAUGUAUACAUGGGCCGCAACAGCAUUCAUCCAUCGGUACGGCUACAUACGAUAUCUUCGUCGAUAUGGGUCCAUGGGAUACGACAAUCCGUAUUUAAGAGAAAAGAAGGUAGUGCCAAGACUUGCGGGCGGGCGACGGCCAGACGCUGAUUCGUCCGGCACAGGCUCGCUUGACACGCUAUCAAGGCGGAGCGGAGCAAAGAUAAGCUCAAGGCAAUGGAAAGCUUUCUCCCGACGUUACAUGAGCCUCUUACAGAAUAGAUGUAUCAAAGUAAU
Messenger RNA from Sphaerulina musiva SO2202, 3966 nucleotides. Its product is annotated as dna repair protein rad18. The record is from RefSeq and is a predicted model, not a curated record. Lineage: Eukaryota; Fungi; Ascomycota; Dothideomycetes; Mycosphaerellales; Mycosphaerellaceae. The coding region runs from base 39 to 3539 and encodes 1166 amino acids. The transcript is spliced from 3 exons. Gene Ontology annotation, cellular component: nucleus; Smc5-Smc6 complex; site of double-strand break. Gene Ontology annotation, biological process: double-strand break repair via homologous recombination. Gene Ontology annotation, molecular function: single-stranded DNA binding; damaged DNA binding.